AUGACGGUGACGCGGAGAGAGUUAGAUCAACCGCCAGUGCAGACUGUGUUUGAGAUCAAAGACCACAGUGCUUCGUCCGCAUGGGAAAAGUUUUCGUCGCAGAUCCGGAAUGUUGUAGAGGAAUGGAAUCUGGAAGAGAGAAAGCCUAAUACAGACUCAGGGGCCAUCAUUAAGAACGAACAUCUUAUCGGGACAUACCCGAUUGGUCGUAGGUAUAAACGUACGCCGGUCGCGUACUUUCCCCCGCACAUACUAUCGAAUAGUAACAGCAUUAGCGGAGGCACACUCAGUCUUGGAGUGGCGGCCGAAUGGACACCACGCCCCAUAGACAAAUGGCUCACAGCCGAACAGCCAACAGGCACCAUAGAUCCCACAACCGCUAGCAGGUACUCCUUGUGGGCAAUCCCGCCGAAAGAGGCACCCGUACUAGAACUGACGAGUCUGUUAGAGUGUUUUAUGAAAUGGGACCUGAACUUCCACACAGCCAGUGGUAUCAACAACAACGCCAACGGCAUGAUAGAAGGCACGCUGAGAUACAGGAGGCUAUCAACACGCCACGGGAGGAGGGCAGAGGCUCCCGUGUUGAGCAUGCUGACUAGCGAGAACCAACUGAGCCGCCACUUCGUGGAGGGCGACAGUGAGGCGCCUCGAGCACUGGGCAAAGAAGGCUUUGAAGAGAUGACAGCCAAGCACGCGAACUCCGGCUAUGGCUACGACCCCGCCGGUCUCAGCCAGGCAGUCAAUCACCUGUCUACGGCCAUCGGCUCAGCAGGUACACAGAUCACCACCCAAGGGGCCAGGCUCAUGCGCAACAGUUCCCACAGCACACACAAACCAGGCCGCCACGGGCUGACCCAGGACGAUGUGGUCAUGAUGGUGUCGCGGUGCUUCAAUCUGAAGGCCGAGAUUGAGAAAAAACUAGCAAAAGGUCUGGAACGACCCCCGUGGAACUACAACGACCCUUAUCAGUGUAUAACCGCUGCCUUGGGCAUGUACAUGUGCGUGCUCGAUCGACACUACAGAGGCGAUGACUUGCAAGCGCCAUCGCCCGAUCUCAACUGCGCAUUGGUGCUGCAGAAGCUGCAGAUGCUCAACUGCUGCAUCCAAGGCAAACGGUUACGUGAGAAGGGUGUCUUGGACCUCAAGGAACAACAGAGACACACUCCACUGGCACAGACGAGGGAUGAACGCAAAGAUGUCCGCAGUGUCUGA
Sphaeroforma arctica JP610 is the source of this 1212-nucleotide messenger RNA. RefSeq lists its product as hypothetical. Bases 1 to 1212 code for a protein of 403 amino acids. The transcript has 8 exons. NCBI's taxonomy places the organism in Eukaryota, Ichthyosporea, Ichthyophonida. The record is from RefSeq and is a predicted model, not a curated record.